CCUUGAACAAAACAAUGGUAGAGUGGGGCAAAAGCUCAAAGUACGGUGCAGAAAAACUUUGUAACUCUGUAUGAUGAAAAAACAAAGAUGGGAAGCUAUGUCAUACUAGAGUUGUGCCCAAAACUGUUUUAUAGAAUUAUUUUAUUCUUUAUUCACAAUGUAUUAUGGUUGAUGGCAAAAUCAGUGUCAUUCUGGAGCAGUGUAAAAAGGUGGUACGUGGCAGCAACAGAGUUAGGCCCUCUCGCCAAUAGAUAUAACAACUGUUGGAGGGAAGUCAAAACAUUGCGUCAUGCAGCUAGAAUGUUGACGAAAAUCCCAAAGCAUACAGUAAUCGUACUUACGAAUGAAAAUGAUAUUUCAACAGAAAGUUUAGCAAAUUGUGUGACCUGGAGUGUCUGCUGCGGGACAUUAUACGUCACUUUGUAUGACAAGAAAGGCAAUCUGCUGCUCUGCCAAGAUGAAAUAAAAAGCCAAGUAUUGCGGAAGUUGAAGACAUUACUGGGAGAUGAUUUUGUAAAAUAUAGUUUGAUAUUCAAAGAUAGUUCCUCGUCAUAUGGCAAUGGAUAUGUUCACACAACUGGAGUUUGUGUUCAAGUCAUUUCAGAAGAUGACUGUCGAAAAGAUAUAGUAGAUGUUUCAAAGCAAAUCCUUGAGCAAAUUGACUCACAGCUGAUAGAUGAUAGCGACAUAGAUUCUUCACUAAUUAAUUCAAAGUUGAAUGCCAUCAAAGGUCUUCCUGACCCAGAUUUAGCAAUCCAGUUUGGUUCAAUACAGUUUCUUGAUGGCUGCCUUCCAUGGCAAAUGAGAUUAACAGAAAUUGUAUCCUUGGAAAGCUGCAGAAAUAUUCAUGUUGAUGAUUUUGUUACAUGCCUGAGGAGAUUUUCCAAAUGUGAACAAAGAUUUGGGAAGUGAUUCCUCUAGUUUAUUACGAACUCUUAACUAUGCAACAUCCAGUUAAGAAAAAUGGAGCUUUCGACUUAUAGAUUGGGAACGCUUUAUACAGUAAGCUUUGUUUCUGGAGAUGUUAGAAUUUUGUAUUAUUAGAUUAGAUAUUUAAUCAUGUGUAAUUAAGACUACAGGAUUUCAUCUAAAGUGAUUUUUCUUUAGUUCAAAAUAAUAGAAACUUAUUUAAAUGACAAAGAAGGGCAUCGUUGGAAGAAGUUCAUUGUAUACCAGAAAAUUCACUUGACAGCCUCUCAGAAUGAUUCCAAUAUUUGAGAUAAUACAAAGAUUUUUUUCAUAAAUUCAGAUACCAUAGCUUUUUAGGUACCAUACCAUCACCCUGAUGCUUCUAGAAAAAACACUAUUGUCUCUGUGACUAUUGGUUGAAAGGUUCAAAGACAGUUAGUGUCAUUGGCCAAAAGUUGUAUUUUUUUAGAUCUGUAGCUAUAAGGCAUGAUAUUGCAAAUCCCCAUCUUAAAGAAUUCAAUAUAGACUACGCUUUAUGACAGUAUAUUGUAUAUAAGUAGAAGGUGCCAGUCAAACAGAAGCAGUUUUAUUGGGAUAUUUUAAGGGAUGGAUGCCAAGGGCUAGAUUUGAAGCUUGCAGUGUAAUAAGCAACUUUAUUUGCUACCAUCAAGGAACUUCUUCAGUUAAACUCGAAAUGGAAUUAACCAUUGGCACUAAAAAGUUACCUUUUCUUUUGUAAGUCGAGCUCAUCUAUGUAUGUGGAAAAAAUGUAUUGAUAUGCUGACAAUUUGCAACUAGUUUAAAAUGACCAAAAUCAGUGUAAGUGAAUUCGUACAACUUAUUGUCAAUCAAACCCAGUUUGAUUUUAAA
Messenger RNA from Rhopilema esculentum, 1779 nucleotides. RefSeq names its product dehydrodolichyl diphosphate synthase complex subunit nus1. NCBI's taxonomy places the organism in Eukaryota, Metazoa, Cnidaria, Scyphozoa, Rhizostomeae, Rhizostomatidae. Gene Ontology annotation, cellular component: endoplasmic reticulum membrane; dehydrodolichyl diphosphate synthase complex. The record is from RefSeq and is a predicted model, not a curated record. Gene Ontology annotation, molecular function: ditrans,polycis-polyprenyl diphosphate synthase [(2E,6E)-farnesyl diphosphate specific] activity.